This is a messenger RNA of Pocillopora verrucosa, 1029 nucleotides long. NCBI's taxonomy places the organism in Eukaryota, Metazoa, Cnidaria, Anthozoa, Scleractinia, Pocilloporidae. The record is from RefSeq and is a predicted model, not a curated record.
GCGAUCGGAAAUUUCGUCCAUAUCUUAAUUGGUCGUCCAAGCGUACGUGAUCCGCUUUCGUGGCGUUUCAGACAUCCUCAUCCAAAGCAUUGAACGAUGGAUUUAGCGAAGGUACUGGUAUUGAUACUUCUUGGAGUCGAUUUGUUACUGUCGAGAGCAAGUGGAGAGAGGCUUUGUUCGUGUUAUAGCUUUAAUAACAAGUCAAGUGGUUACGCGUGGCCACAAGCAAAUGGUCACUGUAGGUAUCACAACAAACGCCUUGUGGUGAUGGAAACAGAGAAGGAAUGGGAAUUUAUCAAAAACGCGAUUCAAAACCGAGAAGGCAGUAAAUAUGGUGAAUGGUUUAUUGGUUUGGAGAUAAAUAUAACAACAAGAAAUUGGACUUGGAUCAAUGGCAAAUCCCUGACAAUUGACAAAUGGGAGAAGUCAAGUCCUGACCCAGAUGACUUUUACGUGAUGAUUCACGAGGAAUUUCCACUUGGAUUUAAAGGAUCUUUUGUCACCAUUAAAGGAAACGUACAAAGAGGAUGGAUUUGUGAGAAAGAAUCAGACAAUUGUCAAGGAGUCUGUUUCCUCCAUCCUGUUCCAAGAAGUACAAAUCCUCCUGGAACCACAACUGUAACAAAAAUUGUUACAACAAAAGGGAAGACGUCAACCGAACAGGAUAUCGCUGCUGUAUCAGGAUCUUCAACAACUGUCUUCAUACCAACCAUGGUAAUCACAGAUGACAACAGCAGUUCUUUCCCCACAGUAAUGAUAAUAGCCCCUUCCUCGGCAGCAGUGUUCUUCGUAAUGUUGAUCAUUCUCGUUGCAUUUAUGUUACUAAAGCGAAGGAAUCGCCAACAAAAAGAAAAAAUGCAAGUCCAUAGAAAGGUUAUCCCUUCCCCCUCAGGUUCCCCUUUUAAACGUGAUCACACCAGUCUAUACUCCUGGAUGGAUAAAAGUAGUCUAAAGGAUCUCUGCAAGCUCGAACCCAGACCUACAGAUCCGAAUCCUUCAGCACACAAACCCCGUAUGCUCCACGUGUAA